AUGGCGGCGCACGCCGUGGUCUGCGCGGCCCUUGCCCGCGCCGCCAGCUCCAAGCAGGGCGAGGUGACCAUCGGCGAGGUGCGCGUGCAGGCCCUCUCGCCGAACCUCGUGCGCGUCGAGCCCAGGGGGCCGAAGGGCUUCGAGGACCGCUCGACCUUCAUGGUGGUGAACCGCAGCUUCCCGGGGGUCUCCGCCGAGCUGAAGAACACGGAGGACGGGAAGGUGGUGCGGACCGAGUUCUACGACGUCGUCUUGCGGGGGUCUGAACCGCCCGCCUGCGGCGAGAUGCUCCAGGACACCGACGUGGAGACGGACCCCGGCGGAACGCGCUCGUCGAAGUACCCCGACGGCAUCUUGGUGCCAGACAGCGACGCUUGCUGUGCGGCGUGCGCCAGCGACCCGACCUGCAACGCCUGGGUGUACACGGUCGACUUGGCCCAGUGCUACACGCUCAACAUGUGGCUCUCGCUGAAGAAGGGCCAGAAGAACCGGGUGUUCGGUGUGCGGCCCCCCCGCCUCAGUUUCGAGGUCCGCAGCGCGUCGGGGGCCGUGCUCUACGACUCCCUGCAGGACUACAGCAAGGCGCGGCACCUGCUAGCCUGGCCCGCGCCCCUCGCCGCCUCCAGCUACGCGCUGGUCGACCACCCGCGCUUCCACCAGCCAGAGUGGGGUGCAACGCCGGUGCCGCCGAAGGCCGAGGUCGGCACGGGCCUGGAGCCUACCAGUGGCUACGACUUCGACAACGGGGUGGAGGGCGACACGUACGUGUUCCUUCUCGGCGACGACCUCGACGGCUGGAUGGCCUCCCGGGCGGAGUUCGCCGCCCUGACGGGCCCCGUGCCGGUCCUGCCAGACUAUGCGUACGGGACCUGGUUCACGUGGUGGCACCCUUACGACGAGGAAGAGGCCAAGGACGACAUCGAGCAGUGGGACACCGACGACCUGCCGCUGGACGUGUGGGGCCUGGACAUGAACUGGCGCCACGUCAGCGACGGCAAGGACCGCUUCUACGACCACCCCAACACCGACCUCUUCUCAAAUUUCGACGCGUUCUUCUCGUACCUGCGGGGCAAGGGUCUGCGCACAUUCUUCAACGACCACCCGUUCCCUGUCGCAGGCAGGGGCGCGGGGGGCCUGCAGACUUCCCCCGAAGAGGUGGCCUUUCGCUGGGAGGGCCUGACCACUUGGAUGGCCCGCGGGCUCGACUUCUGGUGGUUCGACGUCAACUGGGGAAUCUCGAUCCCCCCCCCGACGGUGAACCAGUCUGGCACGGCGGGCAACUGGCUGGGGCUCGGCAACGCGGCCUGGGGGUCGCACGUCUACUUCACCAUCGUGGACAGGUUCCACAGGAUGCUGGGUAGCAGGGGGACCGACAACAGCCGCGGCGUCACGCUGACCAAGUUUGCGAGGGACGACGCGCGGCCAGGCUCGGGCCCCAAGGGCUCCAACCGGCCCCCCGAGAGCCCCGCGCAGCACCGCUACCCCGUCUGGUGGACGGGCGACAACGUGAACCUGCAGGCGAGCGUCGAAUCCAUGGUCGACGCGGGCGUCCACGACUUCAAGCCCUUUGUCCACUCCGACUGCGGCGGGGACAAGCGUGGCUCGGCUGGAGACCUGCUGCGAUGGACGGCACACUGCGCCUUCGGCACGAUCCUGCGCUACCACGGCGAGGACCAUAGGCCGUGGUCCUACGACGGGGAGACUGAGGACGCGGUCCGCAGUUACCUCCGCGCGCGCUACAAGUUGCUGCCCACCCUCAUUGCCGCGGGCCGCGAGGCCACGAGCGGCGGCUUCCCGCUCGCGGCCCGCGGCGACCUCUUCUGGCCCCUGGAGAAGGGGAGCUCCCGCAGCGACCAGUACAUCUCGAAGGAGAAAGCCCAGCACGGGCAUAACUUUGCUCGAGGGCCCGCGCGGAUCUCUUUGGUGUUCGCUUGA
Molecule: messenger RNA, 1935 nt
Organism: Prorocentrum cordatum
Lineage: Eukaryota; Dinophyceae; Prorocentrales; Prorocentraceae
Source: the annotation of a GenBank genome assembly